This is a messenger RNA of Leptosia nina, 468 nucleotides long. NCBI's taxonomy places the organism in Eukaryota, Metazoa, Arthropoda, Insecta, Lepidoptera, Pieridae. The record is from the annotation of a GenBank genome assembly.
AUGCGUCGGAAAAAAAGAGACCAGAGCAUAGACAGGCUUCCCCAGAAAGACAAACGGACCGCGGCACCGAGCUAUAGGAGGCAUCACUGCACUGGCACUACACAGGGGGAGAAGAGAAACGCGGGCAGGCACGCAGGGGUGCAAUUUUAUUUACGGGCAGCGGCGACGCCGGUCACGCGAACGUUACCUCUCUGGCCAUCGCGGCAUGACCGCGGGGCCGCGGGCGCGCGCUCACGCCGCCAUCUUCGAGGGGCACAGCCCGGGAUUCGCGUCACGACUCGCGAAGCACUUGGGCGCUGCGCCGCGUGGGCGGCGAUCGAUGUGCGUCCAACGCCUGCGUCGCCGAGGACUCCCGAGCGAAUCCGAUCGCAACCGAACCUCACUGCAUCCGCCCUGACCUACUUCGAGCGCACACUGACCUCCUUCUACCAAUGGAGUUCGGAUGCGACGAGAACUACUCCCUUGUAA